AUGAAAUCAACAUCAACAAUUAAAAAUGAACUAAUUGCUGUGUGCAAACAAGAAUAUAAAGGAAACACGGCUCAACUGACAAUUCUUCGCGAGUUUGAGCAAGAUUAUUCGCCUGAUCGUGCUCUAUGGUGGUAUACGAGAGAUUCGUUUGUUUAUCGAUUAAUGAACAAGGCACUUCGAAUGCAAAAUAUUGAUCUUCUCUUUCUCUUUCGAUUCUUUAUUCGUGAUCUCGAACAACAACUUGAACAAUAUCGAUGUACAUCUCGGAUCCGUCUUUAUCGAGGUCAAUUGAUGUCAAAUGAUGAAUUGCAGGUAUUGAAAGAUUCGAUUGGACAAUUGAUUUCAGUCAACUCAUUUCUCUCAACGAGCCUUGAUCAACAGCAAGCCCUUCAAUUUCUCGGCGGAUCAUCAACUUCAGAUGGUGUUGAACGAGUAUUAUUCAAAAUCGUUGCUGAUCCUCGGCUUGAGGGCAUCAAGCCAUUUGCAAAUAUCAGUUCGUUCAGUUACUUUUCACAAGAAGAAGAAGUACUCAUUAUGUUGGGCUCGAUUUUUCGACUAGUCGACAUUCAUCAAGACGUUGAACAAGUGUGGAUAAUCGAAAUGAGAUUGUGCAGUAAUCAUGAUAAUGAUUUGAAGUUAGUUGUUGAUCAACUGAAGAAAAAUCAUGGUGAAGGCGAUGCAGAGACAAGUCUUCUUUCAUUAGGUUUUAUAUUGUUGGAUAUGGGAAAAUAUGAUAGCGCUGAGAAGUAUUUUUUUCGUUUUCUAAAUGAACAGUCAAAUGAUUAUCAAGGCAUUGCUCGUUGUUAUUAUGCACUGGGUAAUCUGGCUACGAAGAAAGACGAUUUAGAUUCUAGUCUGGUCUGGCAUUUCAAAUCGCUUGAGAUCAAGCGAGAAAGCUUAAAAUCUGACAACUCUGAACUGCGAAUAGUUACACCAGCAUUGGUAUAG
Molecule: messenger RNA, 948 nt
Organism: Rotaria sp. Silwood1
Lineage: Eukaryota; Metazoa; Rotifera; Eurotatoria; Philodinida; Philodinidae
Source: the annotation of a GenBank genome assembly